UGUAAGAAGUGUGGUACACAGUCAGAUAUAGAUCAACUUCAGUCAGUUCUAGAGGGCGGUAAACAUUCUGUUGGAUUUCUUAUUAGUGAACGCUUUAUCAAUCUUCCACCACAACUGGCACUGCCACUUCAUAAAAGUUUACAAAAAGAUCUUGGCUCAGCUUCACAUAAAAGUCCGAAGUUUAAUUUUGAUUACUAUUUAAUGAUCAGUAAGACAUUCAAAAAUCCAGAGAGCUCAACAUCAAAGAAAUCCAGCAAACAAGGCAAAGAAUCGACAAAUGAAAUUGCACUCUUUUCAAAUGCGGAGGAAGAAUAUUUUCAUGAGGUAACAACUACUUAAUUUUUAAGUUUAAAUAAAGAUUAUAUCAGUACUGUAUUGUCUAAUUCAUUACAUUUAUUACUUAGCCUACGACACUUGAACCGUUUCAACUCAGUUUCAAGCCUUGUUUGCAGACAGCUCAGAUAAGACCGCUUGUGUGCACAUAUAGUUUAGUGCACAAUUAGACUUAUGAGAGAAAAACAAAUGUGCCUUGCCCAUUGUGGGGUUCAACCCUCUGAUGCCUGCCCUUUUCGAACCACUCCCACAACCUGUGCCCAGGAUCGCUGCAGAUUGAUGUAUGGCGAUAUCUGUUUUUGACAGAAAGUCGAGUGGUUGAGCGGUAAGGCAGGGGUGCCACGAACUACAGCCUUAACUUAGGCGCUGAUUUGAGCCAAAACUCGCACAGGGUUCGGUUUGUAAUAUCUUUUCGUAUAAGGACUUAAAAUAGAGGUACAGUGUAUACAUCUGGCUGGUUUGCACUUUAAAGAACCCAUUGCCUUCUUUCAGAAGAGUAGGGGGCUACCCCGAUGCUAUGGUUCAUUUCGGCCCAUUAUUGUGCAAUGAUGUGAACACGAAACUACUUGACGACAG
Anneissia japonica is the source of this 909-nucleotide messenger RNA. Its product is annotated as protein BCCIP homolog. Gene Ontology annotation, cellular component: nucleus. The transcript has 2 exons. The annotation marks the transcript as partial. The record is from RefSeq and is a predicted model, not a curated record. Lineage: Eukaryota; Metazoa; Echinodermata; Crinoidea; Comatulida; Comatulidae.